Molecule: messenger RNA, 619 nt
Organism: Meloidogyne enterolobii
Lineage: Eukaryota; Metazoa; Nematoda; Chromadorea; Rhabditida; Meloidogynidae
Source: the annotation of a GenBank genome assembly
AAUGGUGACGGAUCGUUCUUACACUCCUUUUGAAUAUGGCUAUUUAAUUUUGAAGUACAGACAUCCCGGAAGUGUUAAAAAAUUUGGAACCGAUUUUGCGGCUGGUGCUGCUGCUGCGUGCAUUUCUAAGACAAUUAUGGCCCCUAUUGAGAGGGUCAAAUUAAUUUUGCAGUUACAAACAUCCCAACACACAAUUCAAAUAAGCAAGCGUUACAAAGGAAUGAUUGAUUGCCUAAUUCGCUUGCCCAAAGAACAAGGAUUUUUAUCAUUUUGGCGUGGUAAUGUAUCAAAUAUGGCAAGAGCAGCAAGUCAGGAAUCGGUUGGUAUUGCUUUUAAAGAAAUGCUAAGAAAAAUUUUGGUAAAUGAUGAACAUCGAACAACUGAUUAUAAGAAGUUUCUGGGAGCCAAUAUGCUCGCUGGAGGUUUAGCCGGAAUGGGAACAUUUUUCUUCAUUUAUCCACUCGAUUUUUCUCGUACAAGGUUGGCCGUUGAUAUCGGGAAGGAUAAAGCUUCAAGAGAAUUUCGUGGUUUAGUUGAUUGUUUUAUUAAAAUUGCAAAAAAGGAUGGAUUGGAAGGACUUUAUAGGUUUCUUUUUAAUUAUUUAGGACCUCACUUCUAG